UGAAUAUUGGCGAUAUCGCUCUACUCAUUUUCGCGCGCGUUAACGAAGUUAUUGCGAUAACGCAAUUAUCUAAAAGUUUUACGGAACAUUUAGUAAAAUUUCCCGCAAAAACGUAUCGGCUUAUUCGUUUUCCUAGUACCAUGCAGUGGUACCUUUUCAUAAUCGUCCUUCUUUACGAAAUCGAGUGCAGUAACCUUCUGGCAGAGAUUUCCGCUGCAGAAAUAUCCGAGAAGAAAUAUUGUUCAUGCGACAUGGACGAUUUACAGGAAAUUGAAUGUCGAUGUAGUGGAAGCGGUUUACUAGACAUUCCAAGGGAAGGAGACUUGCCCACCGGCCUGAUAAGCCUAAUAAUUGAAGAUGCUGGAAUCGAGGUGUUAAAGCAACGCUCAUUGGCCCCUUAUUCGGCUACUUUGAAGGAAUUAUACAUUCAUCGGGCACCGAAGUUGCUUAAAAUCCAAACAGAGGUUUUCAACGUUGUCCUGCCGAAUCUCAAAAUCUUAAGAAUUGUCAACACCGGUUUAGAAGAAAUGGUUCAGCUAAGUAAUUUAACAACACCAGUUCUGCAUAUGAUAGAUUUGGAAAACAAUAAUAUAAAACGAAUAAAUCCCAGACAAGUCAGUCAUGUGAAAGCAGAACAGUUAUCGUUAAACUACAACGAUCUGCGAUCAGUGGAAGAAGAGGCUUUCUUGGAUUCCGAAAUUGCCAAAAUAAGUUUCAAAGGCAACGCAAAGCUGACGUUUGUCCAUCAACGGGCAUUCUUUGGAUUAAAAAGUCUUCGCCAAAUAGAUUUGUCGGACACUGCGAUAAUGUUUUUGCCGACCGAAGGCCUACAUGAGAUAGAAGUCCUGAAAGUUCAAGUCGUCGAAUCCCUCAAAGUUUUUCCGUCCGUUUUCAAUUUCAGGUUUAUCAAGGAGGCAUGGUUAACCUACCCCUACCAUUGCUGCGCUUUCAAAUUUCCUCAUACACAUAAUCCUUGGGAAUACGAAAGACACAAACAAUUCGAAAGAAAAUUGGCUAAAGAGUGCACUUCGUUUUCGUACAACAUCAGCGCAAAUAGCGCGGAAGAUCAUUGGAACCAAGAGGAAUUCUUUCAUAAUAGUACAAUAUCUCUUAACGGAAUAGCGCCAGUUUUGGCAAACUGCGGACAUGUUAAGAUCAACUAUCUCGAGGUGGAAUGCCAUCCAGCUCCAGACGCUUUCAAUCCAUGCGAGGAUAUAAUGGGCAAUUGGAUUUUAAGGAUACCUGUUUGGUUUAUAUCAUCGAUCGCUAUAAUUGGCAACCUGUUUGUAAUUAUAGUCAUAUGCACCUCUCAUUUUCGGUUAACCGUAUCGAAAUUUUUAAUGUGCAACUUGGCCAUUGCCGAUUUAUGUAUUGGAAUACACCUACUGCUCAUUGCAAUUGUAGACGCUUGUUCUAUUGGGGUCUACUUUAAUUAUGCAAUCGAUUGGCAAAUAGGUGACGGAUGCCGAAUUGCAGGGUUCUUAACAGUAUUUGGUAACGUUUUAUCAGUAUACACACUUACCAUAAUCACGACCGAGCGAUGGUAUACGAUUACGUGGGCAAUUCAACUUAACAGACGUCUAAAAUUAAGGACUACGAUCCGCGCGAUGAUAGCAGGAUGGCUUACAGCAAUUGUAAUGGCUCUUCUUCCUCUGGUGGGAGUCAGCAGCUACUCCAAAACUAGCAUUUGUUUACCCCUCGAAACCAAAGGAAAAAUAGACGUAGUUUAUCUUUCAUUGUUAUUGAUUCUCAAUGCCUUUGCAUUCAUUUUAAUAUGUGGAUGUUACGGGAGUAUGUAUAAAUCGAUAAAAACUGGUACCACAACCCGCUCGAUAACGUGCGUCAGACCAGACUUAACCAUAGCCAAAAGGAUGGCCCUUUUGGUAUUCACAGAUUUCGCAUGCUGGUCACCGAUAGCGUUUUUCGGUCUAACAGCUCUUUUGGGACAUCCCCUGAUUACGGUGACGCAAACAAAGAUACUGCUGGUGUUCUUUUAUCCGCUGAACUCGUGCGCGAAUCCAUUACUGUACGCGUUAGUGACGCAGCAAUACCGCAGGGACUUUUUUAUAUUAAUGGGCCGAUAUGGACUGUGCAAGGACAGGGCUGAACGACAUAAGGGCGCUAUCGGCGGAAAACCUCUGCCGUACAAGUCUGCACCCCGAUUCAAAAAGCCUAACGGUAAGAAAAGUUGUAAAAGUAACAGCAGUAUAAGCGCCAACGGGCAAAGAAGUUCCGUGCUAACAACUUGUGUUUCAGUAGAACUUACAUUAGUAAGGUCCGGAUCGAAGCACAGCCACAGGUGUCGGCCCGAAUAUAAAAAUGUUGGAGGUGAAAUUGUCGCGAGAGACACGUACGAAGUCGACAGCCACGGAAAAUUAAGAACUACGGAAAACUUAUAAUUCCUCCACACUUGCGAAAGGCCCUUAAGGGUAUCAUCGGACUGAUUACCGAAAGAACACUGGAAUAGUAUUACUUACUACUAUAAGAUGCAACAAAAGUGAUGAAGUCUUUCAAAUUAAAUACAUAAUGUGUAUCUGUAUUUAAACAUGUAUGUAGAUACGUUAGAUAAUAAUGAAUACAAAGCUGAGAAGUUACCAAGGGGCCGUUCAUAAAAUAUGUUCGUAAAUAAUUACCGUGAUAAGACAUGACAAGGAGGGAAAGAGUCUGUGACGUUGACUAUUAAUUUUUCUCUAAACUUAGCAGUUCUUAAAAUUUUUCAUUACGAUCGAAAGUUAUUCUCAAGUAUUUAAGUCUACAAAUAAACAUACAGUAGAAUCCGCUUAUAAUGACAUCGAAUUGACAAGCACGUCAUACUAAGCGGGCGUC
Molecule: messenger RNA, 2826 nt
Organism: Agrilus planipennis (emerald ash borer)
Lineage: Eukaryota; Metazoa; Arthropoda; Insecta; Coleoptera; Buprestidae
Product: lutropin-choriogonadotropic hormone receptor-like
Exons: 12
Coding region: 141-2399 (752 amino acids)
Biological process (GO): G protein-coupled receptor signaling pathway
Cellular component (GO): membrane
Molecular function (GO): protein binding; protein-hormone receptor activity; G protein-coupled receptor activity
Source: RefSeq, a predicted model, not a curated record